GGAGGGAGGACCCUGCGAAAGCUGCGACUAUCCCUCGGGGCCAUGGACUCGGACGCCAGCCUGGUGUCUAGCCGCCCGUCGUCGCCAGAGCCCGAUGACCUUUUCCUGCCGGCCCGGAGCAAGAGCAGUGGGGGCAGCGGCUUCACGGGGGGCACCGUGUCCUCGUCCACGCCCAGCGACUGCCCGCCAGAGCGGAGCGCCGAGCUGCGCGGCGCCAUGGGCGCGGCGGGCGCGCACCCGGGGGACAAGCUGGGCGGCGGUGGCCUCAAGUCAUCCUCGUCCAGCACCUCGUCGUCCACGUCGUCAGCGGCCGCGUCGUCCACUAAGAAGGACAAGAAACAGAUGACUGAGCCCGAGCUGCAGCAGCUACGCCUCAAGAUCAACAGCCGCGAGCGCAAGCGGAUGCACGACCUCAACAUCGCCAUGGACGGGCUGCGCGAGGUCAUGCCGUACGCCCACGGCCCGUCGGUGCGCAAGCUCUCCAAAAUCGCCACGCUGCUGCUGGCGCGCAACUACAUCCUCAUGCUCACCAACUCGCUGGAGGAGAUGAAGCGACUGGUGAGCGAGAUCUACGGCGGCCACCACGCCGGCUUCCACCCAUCGGCCUGCGGCGGCCUGGCGCACUCGGCGCCCCUGCCCGCCGCCACCGCGCACCCCGCGGCCGCCGCCCACGCGGCGCACCACCCGGCGGUGCACCACCCCAUCUUGCCUCCGGCCGCUGCCGCCGCCGCCGCCGCUGCGGCCGCCGCCGCGGUGUCCAGCGCCUCCCUGCCCGGCUCCGGGCUGUCGUCGGUCGGCUCCAUUCGGCCCCCUCACGGCCUGCUCAAGUCUCCGUCGGCGGCGGCGGCAGCCCCGCUGGGGGGCGCGGGCGGCAGCGGCGGGGGCGGCGGCGGCUUCCAGCACUGGGGCGGCAUGCCUUGCCCCUGCAGCAUGUGCCAGGUGCCGCCCCCGCACCACCACGUGUCGGCCAUGGGCGCCGGCAGUCUGCCGCGCCUCACCUCCGACGCCAAGUGA
This is a messenger RNA of Eubalaena glacialis (North Atlantic right whale), 1014 nucleotides long. It is a transcript of the gene OLIG2, whose product is annotated as oligodendrocyte transcription factor 2. Gene Ontology annotation, biological process: myelination; oligodendrocyte cell fate specification; neuron differentiation. The record is from RefSeq and is a predicted model, not a curated record. Gene Ontology annotation, molecular function: protein dimerization activity; DNA-binding transcription factor activity. NCBI's taxonomy places the organism in Eukaryota, Metazoa, Chordata, Mammalia, Artiodactyla, Balaenidae. The coding region runs from base 43 to 1014 and encodes 323 amino acids. The transcript has a single exon.